UCUCGGGCGAUAAAGCCCCAAUAUCGCACUCGUACGUUCUUUCUCCUCUCUCUCUCUCUCUCUUUCUAUUUCUCUCCCUCUCACACACACACACACACACACACACACACAAACGCACACUAGGAAUCCACCAGUUCUAUUCUCCUCGAACUCUCAAAUCAAAUCGAUAGAACCAUCUUUUUUCAGAACUUUCCACCAUCCUGCUGCAAAGCUAGGGUUUCGCCCCGUGCUUGAUCAGGUGGUAAAUUUCUUUGAAUAAGCCAAUGGCUUCUUCGGACGACGAGGUGGAGGCCGUGCCAGAGUCCGUGACGGAUUACGAUUUCGAAGACGAAAAGCGCGAGCCUGUUUCAUUCUCCGUUUUGCCGCUUCAGUGGAGCGACAGCGAGAGGCCUAUUGGUGAGAAAAGGGAGAUAUUCUUGCGCGGGUAUGCCGAUAACGGGCUUCAGAAAUUUUACAAGCUGGUAUCUGCGUGGAGGUUCGAUGUCUCUGGAGCGGUGCCUGAGAUAUGGGUGCUGUUCAAGAAGAACAACUGGAUCAUGCUUCAGAAGCCGAGAAAAAUUUUCGAGCAAGUAAUUAGGUCGAUACUGAUCACAGUUAACAGCCUUCACUUUGUGAAGAAUAACCCUGAAACUUCUGGAAAAUCUCUGUGGGAUCACUUGGCUAAAACUUUCAGUUUGUAUGAUGUCAGACCUUCUCAAAAUGACUUGGUAGAUCAUAUGGCUCUGAUCAGUGAAGCUGUUAAAAGGGACGAGUCCCUUGGAAAAUCCAAGUUCCUGCUCUCAUUUCUUGAGGAGAAGCCCCAAAAGAGGAGAGAGUUUGAUGAGGCUGUGCAAUCUGCAGCAAAACCUGGUUUUAUCGUUGACGAUGCUGAUGAUAUGAUAAAUGACUCUGUGGAAGAUGAAUCUGAUGAAGAGGGGGAUGGAUUUGAUUCGGUUUGUGCAAUUUGUGAUAAUGGCGGUGAUCUCUUGUGCUGUGAUGGGAGGUGCUUUAGAUCAUUUCAUGCAACUAAACAAGCUGGUAGUGAAUCAUUAUGUGAAUCUCUCGGCCUUACAGAUGCUCAAGUGGAAGCAAUGCAAAAUUUUUAUUGUAAGAAUUGUCAAUAUAAGCAGCAUCAGUGUUUUUGUUGUGGGAAGUUAGGCUCUUCUGAUAAAUCUACUGGAGCAGAGGUUUUUGCCUGUGUUAAUGCAACCUGUGGCCAUUUUUAUCAUCCUCGUUGUGUUGCAAAAUUGCUGCAUCGGGAGGAUGAAGCUGCAGCAGAAGAGCUUCAGGGAAAAAUUGCUGCUGGGGAACCGUUUACAUGUCCCAUCCAUAAAUGCCAUGUCUGUAAAAAAGGUGAAGAUAAAAAGAAUCCAGAGAUGCAGUUUGCUGUGUGCAGACGAUGUCCAAAGUCCUACCACCGGAAAUGCUUACCUAGGAAAAUUGCUUUUGAAGACAUCGAGGAUGAAGAUAUCAUACAAAGGGCUUGGGAGGAUCUGUUACCCGAUCGUAUUUUGUUAUAUUGCUUAAAACAUGAGAUUUUGGAUGACAUUGGAACUCCAAGAAGAGAUCACAUAAAAUUCCCUAUUAUUCCAGGAGAAGGGAACAGGCUAGCAUCAGGGUCACUUUCAAGCCAGGAGAAGGUUGGGAUGAAGAAGAGAAGAUUGGCUUCAGAAGAAUCCCUAGGGAAAACUGUCGCAAAGGCAUCUAAACAGAUUGAAAAAUCGCCUUCAGAUUUGAAAGAGGCUGCUUUUAUUAGGAAAAAUGAGAAAAGAUCUUCAGGUCCUGAUUCACUGAAGAAGCUAAAAAUGAGUAAUGCUUCCGUGAAACCUUUGCACAAUACUACAAAGUCUGUCUCUAAGAAACUGGAAAAAUCUUUCGCAGAUGAUGAAAGUGGGUCUUCCUUGGGGGAAAAACUAUAUAAUAUGAUGUGUAAGGGCUCUGGUCCCAUUAAACCUAGGAGGCAGGAUAGCCCUAAUAGUGUUUCUGACAAGACCACGAUAGGCAAGCCUCCGAAGGAGAAUUUGAGUAGUUCAUCAGUUCAGUUAGAUGCUGAUUCAGAGAAGAGAAUCUUGGAACUAAUGGAAGAAUCUGCAUCUUCUGUAACUAUGGAAGAAAUCAUAAAGAAGCAUAAGGUGCCAUCUACGCAUGCAUACUGGUCAAAAAGUAAUGUUGACAAGACCAUUACACAGGGAAAGAUUGAGGGAACUGUUGAGGCUCUUCGAACAGCUUUACAGAAACUAGAACAAGGUUGCAGUAUUGAGGAUGCAAAAGCUGUUUGUGAACCCGAGGUUUUGCACCAGAUAGUUCGUUGGAAGAACAAGCUCAAAGUUUAUCUUGCUCCUUUUCUCCAUGGCAUGCGCUAUACAUCUUUUGGUCGCCAUUUUACAAAGGUGGACAAGCUAAAAGAGAUUGUGGAUAGGCUACAUUGGUAUGUCCAAGAAGGUGACAUGAUAGUCGACUUCUGUUGUGGUGCUAAUGAUUUCAGUUGCUUAAUAAAAAGUAAGCUUGAAGAGACAGGGAAGAAAUGCGGAUACAAAAACUAUGAUCUUCUUCAACCAAAGCAUGAUUUUAACUUUGAGAAGAGGGAUUGGAUGACUGUUGAACCAAAGGAGUUGCCAUUGGGAUCACAGUUGAUCAUGGGGCUAAAUCCUCCAUUUGGAGUUAAAGCAGCACUUGCAAACCAGUUCAUCAAUAAGGCUCUUGAGUUCAAGCCGAAGCUCAUUAUUCUUAUUGUUCCACCAGAGACAGAAAGGCUGGAUAAAAAGAAAAAAAUAUCGUAUGACCUUGUAUGGGAGGAUGAUGCAAAACUCUCGGGCAAGUCAUUUUACCUCCCUGGAUCUGUUGAUGUAAAUGACAAACAAAUGGAACAAUGGAAUGUGACACCACCCGUACUCUCUCUUUGGAGCCGCUCUGAUUGGACCGCUACGCACAAGGCCAUAGCUCAAAAGCAUGGCCAUGCAUCCAGUGGCCAAAACGAGUUGCAUUUGGAAGGAAAUCAUAAUGAAACACAGGUCGCUGCCCAUCUGAUGGAAGAGGAGUCCAACCAUCGUGGUGAUAUGUAUGUGCUCACAGAUGAUUGUCCUAUGCAAACUGAUGAAACAGAUCUUCAUGGGACUAGAGCAAUUGCACCAGGUCAUAAAGAGAGCUCCCCUCACAUCCCUAGCAGAGAAGAACGUGGGAAUCCUGGUCAUAAGGAGAAUCCGUCAAAUGAGAACUCGAAGAAGAGAAGGCAUGGUAAAGGAAGGCGGGGAAGAGUAGAGAAUGAUCCCUCUCCAAAGGUCAAGUCUGAUGGUGGAAUGCCUCCUGUAAGUGGUGAUACAAACAAAGGAAGGCUGCCUCUCCAUUCUUCACCCAACAUGAUUGAUGUUCAAUCCCCGACGGAAGAUCAUCCAUCUCAAUCUCGCAAGAUGCCAUCCCAUAUGGGGGUUGAUGAGGAAGGUUUUCGGCAUUUCCAGCCCAACAUUUCUGGAUUGAGCUCCCAGUUUGGUAUGGGAUACAGUGGAGCUGAUGCUAACGUUCCUGAUGACCAGACAAGAUGGUACAGCUUGAACAGUCGGGAGCCUUAUUCAAGCGGAACUCAAAGAUGGUCUAGUGGCUAUACUCCUGAUAGCCUUGGUUAUAGACCUUAUACUGGUGAGAAUGUGAUGGGGUUGGAUGCUCGAACGCAGUCCCGUCUUUAUGGGCAACAAGAUCCUGAUCCUUUGAAUCACAGAAGCAGCUAUACGGUAGGCCAGGAUUCUGGUUUCAGCCAUUUUGGUUCACUGUCCUCCACUUAUGGUCAUCGAGGCACGGGAGUGGACUCGUCUAUAAGCAGGACGAACACGUCAGCGAUGCAGCGAUAUGCACCACGGCUAGAUGAAUUAAAUCAUACGAGAAUGAGCACUCUAGGGCCGGAUCCCCUGAUAGGAAAUGGAAAUGGAAAUGGGGGCAUCUAUGAUCCUCUAGGACCUCGUCCAAGAUUCCGAGGAGACACGAUGGGCUUCGUUCCUGGUCCUCAUAACUCCUUUUCACACCAGGGCUCUUCAGGAUGGCUGAAUGAGUAGGUAAGUUGCCUUUUCAUUUUUGCAGUCUCCACUAACUGAAUUAGCACGUUGGUUUCAAAGCCAUAACUGCUCUUGCUCUAAUUAUGUCAUGUUAGUGGAUUUUGCUGAGUCCCUUGGAUGCUUGUAUCAUGUUGUGCACAGCAUAAUUAACCAGUUCUUGUGCAUUUUUCAAAUAAAAGAAUCCUAAAUUUUGAAA
Malania oleifera is the source of this 4218-nucleotide messenger RNA. Its product is annotated as protein ENHANCED DOWNY MILDEW 2. Bases 264 to 4022 code for a protein of 1252 amino acids. NCBI's taxonomy places the organism in Eukaryota, Viridiplantae, Streptophyta, Magnoliopsida, Santalales, Ximeniaceae. The record is from RefSeq and is a predicted model, not a curated record. The transcript has 19 exons.